GAGGAAUAUAGUGGGAGAGAGAGCACAAGCCUUUAAUGUGUGUUGCUCUGGAUUUCCAGCAUUUGUAGAAUCAUCCCUGGAGUUAAAGAAUCUACUCUGAUGUACACAUGAAAGAGACUAAAUUGCAGGAUUACAGAGAAGCAAGAAAGAGAAUAUGUUGAUGGGAUUGUUCUUCUCGAUGCCAACAGGGAUCUGUGAUUUUGAUUUAAUAAAUAAGUAGAUCUGAACCUGAACCAGACUGACUGCAACCUCCAGGUUGCAUUUGACCCUGAGAAGAGCUUCUAAAAUAUAAAUGGGGCAUCACCAAGGUCACUUGAUUGCACAGAAGACACUAUCUGGUCUGCCGAGCAUUUCCAGUAUCUCCCUUUCCGUCCCUGAAGAAAGGCGUCGGCCUGAAACGUCGACUGUUUAUUCCUCUCUGUAGAUGCUGCCCGACCUGAUGAGUUCCUCCAGCAUUCUGUGUGCGUUGAUUUGGAUUUCCAGCAUCUGUAGAAUUUCUUCUGUUUUUUAAAAAAUUUUCCAGGUGCUGCAUUUCCUCAGUCUGGCUCACUAUUGCUGUAUUUUCUCAAACUUCUAAAGAGUGCCAAGUAGGACUGCGUCGCUGCGGGCUCUUUAAUUGCUGACAACAGCCCGCUUGGAAAGUGGCGCGCUUUUCUCUUGCAGUGGCUCCGCCUUCCACUCUGAUUGGAUGCGGCCUCAAGUUCCGGCCGGUCUCCACGUCCUAUUGGCUGCGCCGGCCGUCAGUCAGAGCUGGCGGCGCGCCGGUGUGCUGUGCUGCGGCCGCGGUCCUGGAGCCAUGAGAACUCUGGAGGAAAUUCGGGCCACUUUGGAAGUGGCCAAGUUGGACCCCGCCGACCUCCAGCCGUCAGUGCAAUGUAUAUCGUUCAGUGAAAAUGUCAGCUCGGGGGAUUACUGCCUCAUGGAACUGGACGAAACGCUCUGUAGAUGCAUUGAAUCCGGGCAGAGCUUGAUUAUCCGGGGUGAUAAGGAUGAACAUGCUGUAUUGUGUAGUGAAGAUAAAACCUAUGACUUAAAGGUGGCUGAUACGUCGAACAUGCUGCUCAUCAUCCCCGACUGCAAAACGCCCGAUCAGCUUCCACCCAACACAAGUGCACAACAGUUGACGCACUGUCAGAUUUUUGGUUUUGCUAAAAGCUACUGGGAGUUGAAGAGAUCACGGCCCAAACUGAGGAAAUUGAAGAAACUACUAAUGGAAAACCCGUACAAUGGACCAUCUGGUGAGAACGAAAGAAAUUUGGAAUAUCCAAAGUAUACAAGGGCAGAGUUACUUGAAAGAAUUCAAGCUAGUGAGCAGGAGCUAAUGCAGCAAUUGCAGCUGUUACGUGCCUACAGGAUUGAGGGGUACUGGAGAAUUCUGGAACUUGAUUAUGAAAUGAAGCUUCUGAAUCACGUGACUCAGUUGGUUGAUUCAGAAUCUUGGUCCUUCUCGAAGGUUCCUCUCAGUAUUUGCCUUCAAGAACUGGAACUUCUUGAACCAAGGGAAAUGAUAGAACAUUGUCUGAAUUGUUAUGGCAAACCAUACACAAAUGAAGGGGAAGUAUUCUAUGCCUUGAAUGAGGAUGAAGUCUGCAAAUCUGUUGCGCUGAUGCUGUUACAGAAUGCCGUAAAGUUCAAUCUAUCAGAGUUUGAGGAGGUGUGGCAACAGAGUGUACCUGAGGGGAUGUCAACAAGACUGGAUCAACUCAAGGGUGUUGCUCUUGUGGAUAGAAAUUCAAGGCCGCAGGUGAUUUUCCAGUUAAAUGUGGAGGAUCUGCCAGAGAGUAUACAGGAUCGAUUCAACAGUCUCUUUAACAUCAGGGAGAAAUGGACAGAAGAUGAUAUAGCUCCAUACAUCCAGGGUUUAUGUGGAGAAAAACAGACCACUGGGUCUCUACUGACCAAAUAUGCACGUUCAUCUGUGCAGAAUGGUGUGAAAGUUUACAGUUCAAGAAGGCCAGUUUGAAGGUGGAAUCGAACACACAAAAGCCGCCACAAAGAUGUGCAUCAAAUAUUGCAAGUGCUUGUGCUCCUCAGUCCUCCAUGGUUGUGGAAUUUUAAUAUGCAUUCUUCCUCACUACUCUUAUUUUUCCAGAAAUUAUGAUAAAGAACCAGGACCAAAAUAAAAGUUACACUGCUACUAAUUAAGUCAGAGGAGCAGGUGGAUGCUGUGAACAUUUAUACUUGAUUACAAAUAAAACUUUAUUGCGAUUUCCAAUCUACACAGUUACACUAACUUGUAUACCUACUGGUGGUUGUUUAGUGAUAUUUGUUCAUCAUUUGACACUUGCUGGUCAUGAAUAUUGUUUUGGCCAAUUCUAACCGAACCAAUUGCUGCUGCUGGCGACCCCCACAGAUUUGUUAUGCUGGUGUGAUGCGCCCUUAACUCCAAUAACGAUUGUUCCAAAAGUUAAAGGAUCUGUAUUUGAUCCUUUAUUAGCAAUUAGCAAACAUGCAAUUAAAAUUGAUCAUAACUAAGUGAAGUUGAAUGUAAUUUAGAAAUCAACAAAGGAUAUGACAUCCAUCAGCCCCAGAUGCAAACUGCCUCAGGCAAAGCACGAAUAAGUAACUUAUUCCCUUUGCUUUUUACCACGUCCAUGUGACCAGUUACCAAAAUAAACGCACAACACAAAUACAAUACUGGUAUUGAACAGAUCCGUGACUCCCACAGAUAUCAUAUGAUUGCAUUGUAGUGAAUGACAAUACAAGGUUUUCUAAAGCUCAAUUAUAUCUGAACUGAUUUGUUAAUAAACUGAAGAAUUCAGUUUAUUUAUUUAUUUAGAGAUAGGGUGUGGAAUAGGCCCUUUGGACCUUCAAGCUGCACCAGCCAGCAACCCUUGAUUUAACCCUUGCCUAAUCUUGGGGCAAUUUACAAUGACCAAUUAAUCUACCAACAGGUAACGUCUUUAGACUGUGGGAGACAACCAGAACACCCAGAGAAAACCCACGCACCCCACAGGGAGGACAUACAAACUCCUUACAGAGGAUGCCAGAAUUGAACUCUGAACUCCCUGACGCUGGAGCUGUAAUAACAUCACAAUAACCACUAACAAGAGAAAAUCUGUACGGAGUGUACCACCACACUAGCCUCUGCAUCCAGCACAUAAUUCUCCAAAACUUCCAACAUCUCUAAUGAGAUCCCACCACCAAGCACAUCUCUCCCCUCCCCCAUUUUCUGUUACCCACAGGGAUCGCUCUGUACACGACUCCCUUGCCCAUUCGUCCCUCCCCACUGAUCUCCCUCCUGGCACUUAUCCUUGCAACUGGAACAAGUGCUACACCUGCCCCUACACCUCCCCCCUCACUACCAUACAGGUCCCAAACAGUCCUUCCAGGUGAGGCGACACUUCACCUGUGGGUCUGUUGGGGUCAUGUUGUGUUCCGUGCUCCCGAUGUGACCUCUAGUAUAUCUGUGACACCCAAUGUAGAUUGGGAGACUACUUCACCGAGCACCUACACUCCAUCCGCCAGAACAAGUAGGAUCUCCCAUUUUAAUUUUAAUUCCACUUCCCAUUCCCAUUCCGAUCUGUGUAUCCAUGGCCUCCUCCACUGUCGUAAUGAGGCCACACUUCGGUUGGAGGAACAACACCUUAUGGUCCGUUUGGGUAGCCUCCAACCUGGUGGCAUUGAUUUCUCGAACUUUCAGUAAUGCCCCACACCCUCCCUCUCCUUCACUGUUUCCCAACUCCCCCCCCCCCGUUGCUCCCCCCCCUUUCUUUCCUCCAUGGCCUUCUGUCUCUUUUACCAAUUUACUUCUCAGCUCUUUACUUUAUCCCCUCCCCCUUCAGGUUUCACCUAUCACCUUGUGUUUCUCUCUCCCCUCCCCCCAACUUUUAUUUCUAUGCCUUAGCUUUCUUUCUCUGGUCUUGCCGAAGGGUUUCAACCCAAAACAUCAACUGUACUCUUUUCCUAGAUGCUGCCUGGCCUGCUGAGUUCCUCCAGGAUUUUGUGUGUGUUACACUAACCACUACCCUACUGUGGUGUUCAAAGUAAAUUUAUUAUCAAUGUAUUUAUAUGUCACCGUAUUCUACACUGAGAUUCCAUUUUUACAGGAGAACAAAUAAAUACAGUAGAACUAAUGGAAAAACUGCAUGUAAAGACUGACAAACAACCAAUGUGCAAGGAAGACAAACUGCAAAGACGUUAAAUAAAUAGAUAAAUGAAUAAAUAAUACUGAGAACGUGAGUUGU
Molecule: messenger RNA, 4187 nt
Organism: Mobula hypostoma (lesser devil ray)
Lineage: Eukaryota; Metazoa; Chordata; Chondrichthyes; Myliobatiformes; Myliobatidae
Gene: dscc1
Product: DNA replication and sister chromatid cohesion 1
Exons: 10
Coding region: 689-1963 (424 amino acids)
Biological process (GO): mitotic sister chromatid cohesion; maintenance of mitotic sister chromatid cohesion
Cellular component (GO): Ctf18 RFC-like complex; chromosome, centromeric region; chromatin
Source: RefSeq, a predicted model, not a curated record